Messenger RNA from Boleophthalmus pectinirostris (great blue-spotted mudskipper), 5591 nucleotides. RefSeq names its product c-abl oncogene 1, non-receptor tyrosine kinase (gene abl1). Gene Ontology annotation, molecular function: ATP binding; protein binding; non-membrane spanning protein tyrosine kinase activity. Bases 1216 to 4500 code for a protein of 1094 amino acids. Gene Ontology annotation, biological process: protein phosphorylation; regulation of apoptotic process. The transcript is spliced from 12 exons. The record is from RefSeq and is a predicted model, not a curated record. NCBI's taxonomy places the organism in Eukaryota, Metazoa, Chordata, Actinopteri, Gobiiformes, Gobiidae.
ACUCUUCGACCUGCUUGUCUCUAUGAGAUGUUAUUGCCAUACAGUCCAUUUCGACACGUACGUGACGUCACCAAGCCACGUUACAGGUCAGAUCUGUGGGAAGGCAACCCUACUCAGUAGUAAGUUGACGUAUUUAGGAGGAAUACAAUGUGAAAUUUAAUGAUAAAAAAUAUGGUAUCAGUUUUGCAGGCAAAGGAUUGCCUGUUUGUCAAUAGUGACACACAGGUAACGGAAGCCCCAUCAAAAAAGUUACACAGUGCACGUUUAAAUGCCUUUAUCUUGUUAGGUGGAGAAAGGAUGGGGUCACCAUAUAUGUCCACUGGAAAGUAUGGUCGCUGGGAAUCCUGUAGAGAUGAAGCAGUUAUUCCAAAGACAGAACUGGAGUCAUGAAACUAUAACAUAUCCAUGGUAAGUACUUGGCCCUGGCUAGCCCACGCACGCACGAUCACGUCACACGUUGUCCCACCCACAUAUUUCUGUAAACCACCUUGCGUAUGGAAGUAUGGCGGCCUCAGCGAUAAACUAGCAUUUAGGCAAAGUUUAUGGUUCAGAUUUCCACGAGAGAGAAAUGAAUAAGUAUGAAAUUCCAUGGGUUGGUAACGAGCGGCGAGGCGAAUGUGACCAGAGUAAAGCAAUUUCUGUAGAAGUUAGUGGAGUUUAGUUAGUGGAAUUUCUUUAAUAUCUCUACGCCUUCUUGAUUGAAGUGCCUGUACUCUGGUACCGCAAGGGAAGAAACUCCGCAAGAGUUGACGCGGAAGUUUGAAGAAGGUUUCUUUUGAAGAGUUGCACUGUCCAUGCAGCACGCGAAGGACAAUUGUGUUUUAAGUGUUUAUUGUAGAUGAUGGAGUGAAUUCACGACUCUGAUUUAGAUGUCCAAAACCGAGUGCUGUCUGCUCAAUGUGCAUUGAAGGGUUAGCUCCCAUGGCUACUUUAAGCAUUAGCUUGAGGUCGGCGGCUAACCAGCAAUCCCCGCGAUUUAAAGAUGCUUUUGAAGUUCCCUUUUGUGACCUUUGAUAACACAUCAUUCAAGUUAUUUUGAUGAAUGAAUAACUCAAGUAUACCUGAGUGCUACGGAUCUACCACAGUUGCUCACAAACUGCAUUGUGGACGGGGCUGGACAUUUCUCCUCUUCUUUGCCAAAACACCCAUAUUUUGGGCAUUAAACAGCACCGUCCAGCUUGGAGAGUCCCGGCUGCGGCCUGGCAUUCUGCCCUUAUGGGGCAGCAGCCGGGAAAAUUUGCAGGGGACCAGAGGAGACCCAGUCUGCCAGCUUUCAUCAAAGGUGGAAAGAAGGAGUCAUCACGUCAUGGGAGUCAGCCGUGUAAUGUUUUUGCAGUUCAUGAAGCUCUCCAGAAACCAGACUUUGAGGGUCAGGGUCUGACGGAAGCAGCCCGCUGGAACUCCAAAGAGAACCUUUUGGCAGGCCCUAGUGAGAAUGAUCCCAACCUGUUUGUUGCACUCUAUGAUUUUGUGGCCAGCGGUGACAACACACUUAGCAUUACUAAAGGAGAGAAGCUACGUGUGCUGGGAUAUAAUCACAAUGGUGAGUGGUGUGAGGCUCAGACCAAGAAUGGCCAGGGGUGGGUGCCAUCCAACUACAUCACUCCAGUCAACAGUUUGGAGAAGCACAGCUGGUACCAUGGUCCAGUCUCACGAAACGCUGCGGAAUACUUGCUUAGCUCUGGCAUCAACGGGAGCUUCCUGGUGCGAGAAAGCGAGAGCAGUCCUGGGCAGCGCUCCAUUUCUCUGCGAUAUGAGGGAAGGGUCUACCACUACAGGAUCAACACUGCGUCUGACGGCAAGUUGUACGUAUCGUCAGAGAGCCGAUUCAAUACACUGGCAGAGCUGGUCCACCAUCACUCGACAGUUGCUGAUGGACUAAUAACAACUCUUCAUUACCCUGCACCAAAGCGCAACAAGCCCACCAUCUAUGGGGUCUCUCCCAAUUAUGACAAAUGGGAGAUUGAACGCACUGACAUCACUAUGAAGCACAAACUGGGUGGAGGGCAAUAUGGAGAAGUGUAUGAGGGGGUUUGGAAGAAGUACAAUCUCACAGUGGCUGUCAAGACACUAAAGGAGGACACAAUGGAAGUGGAAGAGUUUCUAAAAGAAGCAGCUGUCAUGAAGGAAAUCAAACAUCCAAAUUUGGUGCAACUUCUCGGUGUAUGCACAAGAGAGCCCCCCUUUUACAUCAUAACAGAGUUCAUGACCCAUGGAAAUCUAUUGGAUUAUCUAAGAGAAUGCAACAGGGAGGAGGUCAAUGCUGUGGUGCUGCUUCACAUGGCGACACAGAUCUCGUCAGCAAUGGAGUAUCUGGAAAAAAAGAACUUCAUUCACAGAGACUUGGCUGCUCGUAAUUGUCUCGUAGGUGAGAAUCAUCUGGUUAAGGUGGCAGAUUUCGGCCUGAGCAGGUUGAUGACUGGAGAUACAUACACAGCUCAUGCUGGGGCCAAGUUCCCGAUUAAGUGGACUGCACCUGAAAGUCUGGCUUAUAACAAGUUUUCUAUUAAGUCUGAUGUAUGGGCAUUUGGUGUGUUGUUGUGGGAAAUAGCAACCUAUGGCAUGUCCCCAUAUCCCGGAAUUGACUUGUCUCAAGUCUAUGAGCUGCUUGAGAAGGAUUAUAGAAUGGACCGUCCAGAAGGCUGCCCAGAAAAAGUCUAUGAGCUAAUGAGAGACUGUUGGAGAUGGAAUCCAUCUGAACGACCAACUUUUGCUGAAGCUCACCAAGCCUUUGAAACUAUGUUUCAGGAAUCCAGCAUCUCUGAUGAGGUUGAAAAAGAGCUGGAGAAAAAGGGUAAGAAGGUAACAUUGGGGUCCAUCCAACAGGCUCCAGAGCUGCCCACAAAAACACGAACACUCCGUAAAAACAUGGACAACCGGGAUGAAAAUCCUGAUUUAUUGGAGCAAGAAGGAGUUGUAUCCUCACCUAUGCUGCCCAGAAAAGAACGCCCCUUCUUGGACAGUAACUUAAAUGAGGAUGACCGCUUGUUACCAAAGGACAAAGAUAAGACCCGAAGCAGUGGCUUUCUUAGCCUUAUCAAGAAAAAGAAGAAGAAUGCGCCUGCGCCGCCAAAAAGAAGCUCAUCUUUUAAAGAUGAUGUUCACCCAGAGCGCAGGGGGCUCACUGUAGAUCUACGAGACAGUACUGAUAACAACGGUGCACCUCAAGACAGCACACAUAACCUUGACUCAAAGUUUCAGGGUCUGGCCAACAACGGAGCGGUGGGCGUCACUAAUGGGGCCCCUACCUAUCCUGGACCUGCAUUCCCUAGAAAGAAGUAUGUCCCAACAAUGUUGGGGUCAGGGUCCAAAAUGGCUACUACCCCUCCUAAUGAAGAGGAGUUGACAAACUCAAAGCGUUUUCUGUGGUCAUCAAGCAUUCCUGUUGGAGCAGACAGCUCUGAGUGGAGAUCAAUGACUCUUCCACGAGACCUUGGUCAUCGCAGCAUUCAUUCAAGCUCUGCGAGGCCUGCUUUACCACUCAAAAGAGCAAGUGAACAAAAAGGAGACGCUACCCCUCGCCUAGGGACUCUGACUCCACCCCCCCGUUUGCCUAAAAAGGCAGAGGAAGCGCCUGAAGACUUUUGUAAAGACACUGAAAAGACACCCAGUCCAGGGUCCAGUCCCCAGGCCUUAACACCUAAGCUGGUCCGCAGACCAGGGACUGGAGCAGAGAGCUCUAAAACCAGUGCUCUCCAUGCUGAGCUGCUUAAGCCAAAUGUGUUCCCAGCUUUAGGGGCUGCUGGUGAUGAGUGCAGGGCCCGGAGAAACAAGUUUCAAAAACCCAAACCAGCUCCACCUCCACCACCCACCAACCCUAAAAAAGGCUCUCGCAGUCCCACACAAGAUCUGCCCUCUCCAUCAGACAUAAAAGGCAAAGUUGUCCCCUCUGUGUCUGAACCCCAACACACAACCACUGCCAGUGAGCAGCCUCGCUCUCCCAUUGGUGAUAGCUCCAAGAAGCUGCCUCUAAGCUCCAGCACAAAACCUCAAACAUUGAAGACCUCCUCCUCCUCUAACUCUGUGACAUGCUCCCUUUCCAGCCAGAGCCUUGGAGGCUUCUCUUCUUCACUCAUCUCCCCAGGGGAACAGACUUCAGCCACUGCUUUCAUCCCCUUAGUGAAUACCCGGCGAUCCUUACGCAAGACUGCACCACGGUCUUCUGCAGAGCGCACUCCUAAUUCAGCUGUGACUCGUGAGAUGGUUCUAGAGGGCACAGAGUUACUGCGGGUUGCUAUUAGCCGUAACUCUGAGCAGACAGGGAGUCACAGUGCUGUGUUGGAGGCUGGCAAAAACCUGUCCAAAUAUUGUAUGAGCUAUGUUGACUCCAUACAGCAGAUGAGGAACAAGUUUGCUUUCCGUGAGGCAAUCAACAAGCUGGAGAGCAGCCUUCGUGAACUACAGAUUUGUCCAACAUCAUCAGGGGGAGCAAAUACACAACAGGACUUCAGUAAACUUCUUUCUUCUGUCAAAGAGAUUAGUGACAUUGUACAGAGGUAGCCAACAAACUAAACAUCAAAGACUUGCCUUGUUUGUUAACAGUGGUCUAUGUGGCAGGGUACAGGCUGUUCAUCAGCAAUAAACAGGUUUAGCUUUGCUUCUAUAUUACGUGCUGAAACUCUAGAGCCUGUAGCAACAAAAGAUAAUAUUGAAAGCCUAGAACUUCAACACAGCAUUUUGUGGCUCGAUACAAUUCCAGGAGAUAAUGCUGAACAUUUUUCAGCAAUAUUUUUUACAAUUUAUUUGUUUAGACAGUAGUUUUUUUUUAUUCCAACACUUAUUAAACAAAACCAUUAUGUAUUUAAAGCAGACGUGUUGGUCUGUUUGAAAUCAGAGGUAAAUUGAAAUAUUCUACUCUGUGCCUAUUAUAUCUAAGAAGCUAAAUCAUGAAUUUGACAUGACCAUGUCUGAGGAAUGAAUGCAUUUUUAGUUUUACCAACAGUGCCAGAAUACUAUUAGCAGGUCUAUAUCACUGUGCCUUCACACAUGCUUUUAAUACUUUAUUUGUAGAAAGGUCAUCAAAUGUGUUAUUACCAAAAACAUAUCUCCAGAGUGGAGAGGGACCAGGGUGUAUUCCUAUGCUGUUUAUAUUUUAAGUUUUCUUCACAUGCCAGUCUCUAAAGCCAUUAUCAAUAAUGGUGUAGUCUUAACAAAUUGCUAAUUUUCUAGAGCCAAUAUUACUUUAGCAAUUGACCAGCCACUUUGCCUGAGUGUUUAUUCUUUUAGUCACACAUUGACAAUGGCCUUUUCUUCCCAGCAUUUAAAGGGUUCAGGUGAAAACACUGGACUAAGAUGUUUGAUCAUCUUCAUGAUCACUUUCAAUGGAGAGCUCAGUUACAGACCAAAAAUGCCCUCUAUACUUAGUAUGGUACUAGUGCUGUAGUCAUUUCUGCUAAUCUUUGACAGUCAACAGCCUACAGUAAUUCAACAUAGUAAAUUCUGUGCUUGCCAUCUGUAAUUUUCCUUUUUCCAGCCAUACCACUCUGAGUUUGUAUGCUGCCUCACUUAUGUAAAGAAAUGUCUUUGUAAGUAUGUUUGCUCCUCAAGUUCGGUGCAAUUUUUGUUGCAAUAAAACAAAUGUUACUUGAAAA